Molecule: messenger RNA, 1746 nt
Organism: Ogataea angusta
Lineage: Eukaryota; Fungi; Ascomycota; Pichiomycetes; Pichiales; Pichiaceae
Exons: 1
Coding region: 1-1746 (581 amino acids)
Biological process (GO): protein folding in endoplasmic reticulum
Cellular component (GO): endoplasmic reticulum
Molecular function (GO): protein-folding chaperone binding; misfolded protein binding
Source: RefSeq, a predicted model, not a curated record
AUGAGGUCACCGUGUGUGUUCAGUGUUGCAUGUUUGUUAUCCUUGGUGCUGGGCGGCUCGCUAGAGGAGGCUGAUCAGCGAUUUUUGACUGAAGGCGCCUCGCUUCAAAUUCUUCAAGAAUAUGAUGCCAUUUUGAACGAUCUUCGAAAAACGGAUCCCCUAGAUCCUACUAUAUCCAAUGUGUUGUAUAAGCAUGGCCUAGUCAAUUUUUCACUCAAGCGAGACAAAUUGGCUUUGCAGGAUUUCGAAUACUGUCUCGAUAUCAAUCCGAGUCACCAGGGGUGUUUAGACCGACUGCGAGAGCUAUGUAUCGAGAUGGGUGAGUACGAUGAGGCACAAGCGCGAGGAAUCAAUGUGGAUGAAUAUAAGCAAUUGGAACAGGCCGUGGUGACACUAUACAACAAGAAGAAAUACACAGAAUGCAUAGAAAAAGCACAGGAGCUCAUCAACAUCUCCCCAUUGAACAUGAGGGUGCGAGCCAUAAUUACUGACUGUUUGAGAAAUUCCAAGCUAGAUUUUCCGCAAAAGGUUCAGCUUCUAGCCGACCAGUACGGCGUACUUGUGAACAACGAUAGGGCUCUAGAAAACUAUGUCGACCUUUUUGACUUACAAUUUUUUGGCAAGGCCGUGGACAUCGGCAGCUGCUCCAAAGUGUUGAAAACGUGUCUUAAAUACGACAAUGACUAUAAGGAAUGCCGCGAACGGACUAAGAUGACGGUCAAGAUGAGCAAACUUCUCGAUUUGUAUGAGCAGGUCUCCAUUUACUACUCAUACCUAUAUUUAGACGAGGGAGAUUUCAAGCGUUUGGAGGAAUUAGAACCAUCGGAUGAUGUAUGGAGACAGUUGCAUGAGCUCAUAUUUGGUAAGAUUAAGGUGCGCGGCCGGGAGAGUCUGCUUGGUGUAGAUCUUUCCAAACACCCUACCAAUUUGGACGUCCUGGUAGAGUUGGCUGUGAAAGCCCUCGAACGGUUUGGAUUUUCGAAACAGGAGAGUCUGGACCACUCGCCGUUCCUCCACGAGCUUGCUCGUAUGGCUAAGGAGUCCUGUACCCGCACGGGAAAGCCAUACAAGAAUAAGUUAGAUUACAAGGACGAGAUUCUGCCGGAGCAGUUUGGAGAAGUGGACAAGCUGCUGCGCAAAAAAAAGUAUGCCGAGGCGAAGCAGAAGUUGGAUGCCAUGCGUGGCGGUUUCAAACAGAGCUCGUUAUGGAAACAAAGAAACGAACAGCUGCUCAAGUUCAGAGAGAACGAGCAGAGGCAGAGAGCCAGGCAGCAGCAGCAGCAGCAACAACAAAGACAAUACCAGCAUUAUCAACAAUAUCAGCAGAACCAACAGCCGCCUCCACAAAGAGCACCGGACGGCAUGGAUCCUUAUAAAGUGUUGGGAGUCUCGAAAACUGCUGAUGAUGCCGAAAUUAGAAAAGCAUACAGAGAGAAAAUGAAGCAAAACCACCCGGAUAAAAUGAAGAAUUCCAAUCUUUCGCAGGAGGAAAUCGAGCAGAAGGUGGCUGAGAUCAACAAUGCCUACGAGAUCCUCUCGGAUGCGGAAUCGAAACAACAAUACGACCAGCAAUCAGGUGGUCACCAUGGGCCGGGCUUUGCAGGUCAACAUUUUCGACCUCCUAAUGCAGGCGGCGGCGCCUUUUUUCAGGGGGAACCAUUCGGGUUUAAUUUUCAUUUUGACUCAUUUGGUCAGAAUGGGGCCAAGCGCGGCUACAAAGUAAAGAGAAAAGGCGGUAGAGGCUGA